Laccaria bicolor S238N-H82 is the source of this 885-nucleotide messenger RNA. It is a transcript of the gene SPS, whose product is annotated as 2,4-dienoyl-CoA reductase. The record is from RefSeq and is a predicted model, not a curated record. Lineage: Eukaryota; Fungi; Basidiomycota; Agaricomycetes; Agaricales; Hydnangiaceae. Gene Ontology annotation, molecular function: 2,4-dienoyl-CoA reductase (NADPH) activity. Bases 1 to 885 code for a protein of 294 amino acids. Gene Ontology annotation, biological process: fatty acid catabolic process. The transcript is spliced from 7 exons.
AUGACGCCUUCAGCCUACGUGGCGCCUAUCGUGGAUUCUACGUCGGUUUUCCGGGCUGACAUCUUCAAAGGAAAGGUUCUAUUUUGCACUGGUGGAGGAUCUGGGAUAUGUCGCGGCAUGACAGAGGCCAUGGCGAUGAUGCGGCAUGGUGCCUCUGCCACCAUCGUCGGACGCAAACUCGAUCGCCUCACGCAAACAGCGGAGGAACUCAUGAAAGCUACUGGUCAGACGUGCAUCCCUGCUCAAGCCGACGUAAGGGACCCGACCUCCUUAAAGGAGGCUGUUUCGAAAACCAUUGAGAAGUUCGGUAAAAUCGACUAUGUCAUCUGUGGUGCAGCAGGCAAUUUCUUGGCGCCUAUUUCCGGAAUGUCCGAGAACGCGUUCAAGACCGUGAUGGAGAUCGACACCAUUGGCACAUUCAAUACAAUUAAAGCCACGAUCAACUAUGUCCGAGCCGCGAAAGGGGCCUAUAUCCAUGUCAGCGCUACAUUACAUUACAAAGGAACUCCAUACCAAGUGCACGUUUCCGCUGCAAAGGCUGGUGUAGACGCCUUGUCAGCCGUCCUAGCGGUAGAAGAAGGUCCACACGGUGUACGAUCUAAUGUGAUUGCGCCUGGCCCCAUAUUAGGAACUGAAGGCAUGGAUCGGUUGUCCCCGAAAGGUGCAACUGGAUGGAAACCAGCAUACCCUGCGGGUCGUCUGGGUGACAUCAAAGACAUUGCAAACGCCACUGUCUUUUUGUUUAGCAAUGCGGCGUCGUACAUCACCGGCCAAGUCCUGCCAGUCGACGGUGGUGCGGAACAUUUGCGUUCACAAUUCGUUCCAUACCCACAAGGAGUCCUCGACCCAAGUAGCAUUUCACAUAUGAUCAAACCCAAACUGUGA